UGUCAAGUUUAUCGCGUUCUACACGGUUUGUUUGUAAACACUUCCAAUUAUCCGAACGAUCUUAAUAGGAAGAUUAACGAUAAUCCAUUCGUUUGAUCGUAAAGCAUUACGCGAGUAACUCGUCUCAUCUCUCCGCGAAACCAUUCAUGACAGAAACUUCAAAUACCUAUCUACGUGUUUCUUGGUUAAAACAUAAUACGUGGCAUGUUCGAGCCAAGUUCAGGAUAAAAGCAGGAUAAAUCGUCUGAGUUGACGGAAUUUGCCAAAAUGUUGCAGAUGGUAUGGAUAUGGUGUUUGCUUGUGUCAGUGCCAGAUUUGACAUUGGCCCUUGAAAAUGGUCUGGCGAAAACACCACCGAUGGGCUGGCUUGCCUGGGAACGAUUUAGGUGUAACACAGAUUGCAAAAAUGAUCCUGACAAUUGUAUCAGUGAUCGGCUCUUUCGCACAAUGGCAGACAUUCUUGUAGCAGAGGGCUAUGCUGCAGUUGGAUAUGAGUAUGUUAAUGUUGAUGACUGUUGGUUAGAAAAAGAUAGAGAUGCUCAUGGUCAGCUGGUACCAGACAGACAAAGAUUUCCAUAUGGGAUGAAAAGUCUUUCAAAUUAUAUUCAUUCAAAAGGUCUGAAGUUUGGAAUUUAUGAAGAUUUUGGUAACUACACAUGUGCUGGUUACCCUGGUAUAUUGGGAUACUUGGAAACAGAUGCGCUUACAUUUGCAUCUUGGGAUGUCGAUUAUGUAAAAUUAGAUGGCUGUUAUUCUCAUCCGUCUGAAAUGGACAGAGGGUACCCCGAAUUUGGUUACUAUUUAAAUCAAACUGGUCGACCUAUGAUAUAUUCUUGCAGUUGGCCAGUUUAUCAGAUUUAUUCUGGAAUGCAGCCAAACUAUACUGCCAUAACCCAACACUGUAAUCUUUGGAGGAAUUUUGAUGAUAUUCAAGAUUCCUGGAACAGCUUAGAAACUAUCAUAGAUUAUUAUGGUAACAACCAAGAUGGGAUCGUGCAGAAUGCUGGACCCGGCCACUGGAACGAUCCCGAUAUGUUAAUUAUCGGUAACUUCGGGUUGAGUUACGAGCAGAGCAAAACGCAAAUGGCGUUGUGGGCUAUCCUGGCCGCGCCUCUGUUAAUGUCCGUUGAUCUACGAACGAUCAGACACGAAUAUAAAGCCAUUUUACAGAAUAGAAAAAUUAUUGCUGUGGAUCAGGAUCCACUGGGCAUACAGGGUCGACGUAUCUACAAACAUAAAGGCAUUGAAAUCUGGGCGAGGCCGAUAACUCCGGUCUAUCAGAAUUACUACUCUUACGCCAUAGCGUUCGCGAAUAGGAGAACGGACGGCACACCGUCCGAUGUGUCCGUUACAUUAAAGGAACUUGGACUCCAGUAUCCCGGAGGAUACAGCGUGGAGGACUUAUACGAAGAUGUGAACUACGGCGUGUUGACCCCACAAACGAAAAUAAAAGUCAAAGUGAAUCCAUCCGGCGUUGUGAUACUACGGUGCGACUUGCACUUAGAAGAUGUUUUCGACACGAAUCAAUUUUCCCAAUUCACGCCGUCGAAUCAACUGUUCAAAGUUAGAGAAAAUUCGUUCAAGUGAUACGAAUUAAACAAUUAACGAAUUUCUAACUGUAAUUUACCAUUUUUUUAUAAUAUUUGACAACACAAUGUUACCAUACUUUGUUAAGAAAGUAGAAAAUAAAGAAUUUUAUAAUCUACAAGCCUUC
Molecule: messenger RNA, 1714 nt
Organism: Dufourea novaeangliae
Lineage: Eukaryota; Metazoa; Arthropoda; Insecta; Hymenoptera; Halictidae
Product: alpha-N-acetylgalactosaminidase
Exons: 8
Coding region: 268-1587 (439 amino acids)
Biological process (GO): oligosaccharide metabolic process; glycosylceramide catabolic process; glycoside catabolic process
Cellular component (GO): cytoplasm
Molecular function (GO): alpha-galactosidase activity
Source: RefSeq, a predicted model, not a curated record